CCAUGCAACUACCCUUGAUAAAAUAAAUUUCAAAGAUCCACAAAAUGUUCUUCCACUAAAUGAUAUUUAUUUGGGUGCUAAAGUGUCUUUGUCCAAGAGCAAUUUAUCGCAAGAGGAAAAACACAUUUUGCACACGAUGUUUGGAUUUCUUUAUCGAAAGCUGUGUACAAAUCAAUAAACGGUUUGAUUUUGGUGACAAUAUUUUAAAAAAACUAGAGAUAAUAGAUCCUCAUCAAGUACUCUCAGGCAACAACCUCACGAUAAUUCACUUAGCACGACAUUUUCCAAAUUUGAUAAAGGAGUCCGAAAGACAAGUAUUAGAUAAUGAGUGGCGAUUAUUGCGAAAUACAAAACUUACUAAUACAGACACCAUAGAACAGUUCUGGGUUUUUAUUAAAAAUAUGUGCUAUGGAGACUCCACACCAAUGUUUUUAAAUGUAAGUAAUUUUGUAAUUAAUUUAUUGUGCUUGCCGCAUUCCUCCGCAAACGUGGAGUGAAUAUUUUCGCAAGUAAAUUUGCUAAAAACCAAGCAGCGCAAUAAAUUAUCUACUGCCAGUAUUGUGGGGUUGCUCCAUAGCAAAAGUUAUUUGAAUUCAAAAGAUGAAUUAUGUUAUUCUUUGAACUCUGAAGACCUAAUAAAACUACACAAUUCUCAAAUGUAUAAAGCGACUUCAGUGGAUCUAACCGAUUCAGAGCCAGAAUAAUUU
Molecule: messenger RNA, 707 nt
Organism: Psylliodes chrysocephalus
Lineage: Eukaryota; Metazoa; Arthropoda; Insecta; Coleoptera; Chrysomelidae
Source: the annotation of a GenBank genome assembly